AUGACCUAUGGCGUUGAAAAACACCCCUUUUACGAGGUGAAUCUUGACCUGAUGGAGGACGAGAAUCUGUCUCGCACCUUUUGCGGUGCAUAUCUGGAUCAUCUAUAUAAGGACCCUGCAUUCCUUGAGAAGCGAGAACGGCACCUGCUUACAGGGGAUCGGGAAGAGGAUCUGAAAGUUUUGAUGACUGAAGGCCGGAGAUUCCUUCCACUCCAGCACUUCUUCUGGGGAGUCUGGAAUAUCAUAUGCGUACAGGAACUCGGAGCCAUUCAGGGCAUAGACUUUUUGGCUCACGCAAAAGACCGCUUCAUUAUGUAUCAUCGGUUCAAGUCAAACAUGUAUAAAUAUUAG
This is a messenger RNA of Cooperia oncophora, 351 nucleotides long. The record is from the annotation of a GenBank genome assembly. Lineage: Eukaryota; Metazoa; Nematoda; Chromadorea; Rhabditida; Trichostrongylidae.